This is a messenger RNA of Phytomonas sp. EM1, 19995 nucleotides long. Lineage: Eukaryota; Euglenozoa; Kinetoplastea; Trypanosomatida; Trypanosomatidae. The record is from the annotation of a GenBank genome assembly.
AUGAGUUUCAAUCCAACCAAUGUUAUGCAAGCGUCUAUGUACCAGACUAUUCAACUCAGGCUUACGAGCAACCCUCUUAAAGGGGACCCACCCAUCGUCAACAAUGAUGAGGUUUAUCUUUUUAUAGAUCCAGGCUCUGAUCCGGCAACACAAUGUCAGUACGAUCUAGAGGGGCAACCACAGGGGGUGAAGCACUUCAAAGUUACGGAUGCAGACAGCGAGGGCUACCUGGGCUACGUCGAAUUGCCUAUACUUAGUAACAUGUUUUCUGAAGGCUCUAGCUACGUGCUGUGCUACCUUUCUCGUGGUUUAAAGACUGCAAUAGUCCUUCGACGACCAAGCGACAGCUCCGGUAGUACUGCACUAUUGAUAUGGCCGCCGCUCUAUAAUCAGUACAAUCUCUUCCCUCCUAGCGCGAGCGGAGGUGAGGGUAUGGUUGACUUGUCCCUCUCUGAGAACGAGCUACCAAAGGAACGUCCCCACAAUAAGGCGUUUCACAAAAGUUUCACCAUUUUCAUUCCAUCCUGUGUCCCUGGAUGGAACUGUACGGAUCUAAAUGCACUAACCAUAGCCUGUGAUGCCGUCGGCAAGGAUCUGGAAGAAAGAGGAUCUGUCGAUGGUGUGGUCCUAGUCUCCUACUUGUCCUACUCCAGCGUGUCAUCGGUGGCGGGAAAGCUUGUUGUACCAUACUUUCCCAGCCAGGAUGGGUAUUUCAUAUGCGUACCUUAUUGCCCCGGCGGUGCCGUCAACUGCGGGACCGCAAGUGUCUCGAUGUCGUACACGGUUGUUGCAGCCGCCACGCCUAUUCUAAAGUUCAGUCCUGCGACACCAGGGGUAUACAGCCGCAUUCCGGAGAAACCUCAGGCACGGGAGGAGGGAAGCUUAACUUUCUAUGGCAUUGGGCUAUCUAAUGCUGAUAAGGUUAAGAUUAUUGUGCCCAAUGAUCAAUGCACCUCACCGUCUGCUUCGUUGCUUGACAGCAUUAGGUUUGGUGCGCUGGAGUAUACACCUAAAGAAAAAAAGGCCUUUAUCCGGUUCGUCAGGCUAGAUCUUCUUGAUAAGUCGAUUACUGGGAGGGUUUGCUAUUGGCGUAGCGCAUCGGGCAUGUGGUCGAGUGCCUAUCUCUCAAAAGACAACCAAAAAGCGGAUUUUACGAUUGACCCCCUUCAACCCAGUCAUUUCACCGUACUGACUCCAUCACCUGGUGUGGGAAAGACCAUCAGGUUAAAGUUUUUUGGAAAUGGCCUGAAUGGCAACACCGACAAGGCUUUUCUUUCCUCUGUGUCCAUUUCGAAGCCAUGCGAAGCGAUAUUGGAUGACGAGGAUCUGUUUAUAUGCGACAUGACUGGUACUGCCACUCCGGUCUGCAAUGUCUACGUAAACCCACCGUUAAACAUCGAGAUUAAAUUAUUUGUUUACUACUGCACGGAUGGACGUGCGAAUUACGCCCAACUCCACGAUACUGUCACUCUUGCGGCGAGGAAUCCGACUUACACUUUGUCCUCAUACCCGAUCUUUGGUGGACAGUUUGUGCGCAUACAGUUCACUGGAAAAGGUCUCUCCGCAAAUGAUGAGAUAAGAAUUAUACCGCACGACAAGUCUUGCGGUAAUGACGUACCACCCUUCACCAACGCCAGUCUUACGAGCUUUACAGAAGUGAAACCUGGAGAGACCUAUGAAUGCGAACUGGUUGGGCAAGCAGAUGUCUGCCUCACUGUGUGCUACCACUUAAGCAGCUCUGAUUCGUGGGUAACGACUCAUAGCAGCGUCGGCUCUUCGGUCUCAGUGUUCACGUCGUGCCCAGCGACGGCGCUUUACAUCGCACCAUACCCGGGCCGGUAUAACUUUCCAAUGACCACAAGGGCAAGUCCUAUCACUGUGUAUGAGACGGCUCAGAUGAGGAUCGAAAAUAUGUAUUCAUCCAAUUCUAUCAUUCCAGUGGGCAUAAAGAUCGUGCGCAUGCCGGAUGCUUGCGUAUUGAAGUUAUGUAGUGGUAAGCCUGCCUGUGCAGAAGAGGCUUCAGCCGAUGAUUUCGUCAGUGAAUUCGCGCUUGCGAGUCUCUCCGCGAAUGUGAUGUUGUCUGAUGUGGAUUCAAACUAUGUUGUCUGUGUUUUGCUUGUAAAAGGAGAGUCGUAUAUUCCUGUGUUGCCCUAUUGGGUUCCAAAAGCAUCUGUGAAUGCCACUACGUACGGCUUCAAGGCCACCACACGGAACCUGGAGUUGUCUUAUUACGAGCCGAAAAGUUGGCAUGUGGGCAUGGCAACACUAACAACUAUUUUCUCUGGUGUCGGCCUGGACGCUUUGCGUGAUCGAGUGUAUCCCGUAGCAUCCAUCACGCUUCUAGACAAUCAUGUCUGCCCACCGCCGGACGGUGUGCUGCCGAUGGUCCUCGUUCCGUCAGUGCAUCCUGAGAACAGCACGACGAAAGUGGUCACCGUGACGUAUGCCCGCUCCGACCUCCUUACCAUUGAUGUGGUGCACUUUUGUUACCAAUGGGCAAGUGUUGCCGACACAGGGUCUAGAAAAGGUCAGAGUCGCAUGUCAUACGCCGGCUAUGUUCAUAUUGACCCCGCUAUUCCUUCGUCUUUCAAGCUUGUGAAUAUGCCGGCGGACGGUGAGUACUACGCCACUGAUUCAGUUACAAUGAUUUUUUUUUCUGAUGACAGUAAAAACAAUGUGCUCUCUGCGGAUAAUGAUGCCGUAUACUUUUAUCGCUUUGACAGCUCCAUGUACCCAAACCCGAACUGUUACUGCAAUCCAUUUGCUUGUCCCUCCGAGCUGAAGAUAUCCUACAAUGAUGCGAUAUUCACCAACGUCACAACAGCUCAGGUAGUGCCUGGUUCUCAGGUUAACUAUACUAAUUUCCAUGGAUUUCGAAACUAUGAAGUGGAUACCACAUACGUUGUCUGCUACUCCGUAGGAUUCUUUGCGCAUGCUGACAUGUACCUGGGGAGGUUUAUGGUAAAAUUGGCGAAUCCAAUGUAUUAUACUCUUCUUAAGCGUGAUGGAGCAGUAAAUCACGCCGGUGAAGUCAUCAGUAUCUUGGCUCAUCGUUGCCGGGAUACCAGCCGCUGCAAACUUCUCACAGAAGACGACCAAAUGAUUCUGAUACCAAGCGCUGUGGAGUGCGCAUCGGUAUACUCUGCCGACGCGUUCGCAAGCGUGGUGCAGCACAUUGGUCGACCAGUCGUAAGUGGCGCGAAUGAGUAUAUGUACCUACAGCGUUUUGUCGUUAACCAUGCCGGAAAGUACAGAGUCUGCUACCGCCGGCAUAGCAAACUCGAGGGCAGCUUUGCUGAGCUUGCGUUCACCUCAAAAUUUCUUGCCCAACCAGUCGAGGUUUCCAGUGAGGAUCCAGCAUCCUUCGAGACCGUCCCAGCUUCACCCUCCGAGGGGCAGUUCCUUAUUGUUAACCUUCAAUGCAGCCAAGUUGAGUGCAGCAGCUGCAGGGUUCUCCGCCUGAUACAGGGUGCUGAUGCAUCGUGUUGGGACUCGUCAACGAAAAGCCAAGUGUAUAGCAGCACUGAUUGCCUGACGACAAGAUCAAUUCAGUUUCCCAAUCAGUAUAUUGCAGAGGGGUCCUAUACCGUUUGUUAUGGUGAUGGUGACAUGGAAACUACGCGGCGUCUGCCGGGAGCGCUUGUAAUAUCUAAGAUGAACCCCUCCAGCUACGCCUCUGUUCCGGACGCAGGGCGGACUAUUUUCACGAAUCAGGUUUCGAAUUUUAUCUUGAGUAUUAGGGGUGAAGGCCUCGGAGUUAAUGACGAGGCCUUUUUGUUGACCGCAAAGUUUUAUUCCUGUCAUGAUUUGCGCACAUCCGAUAUUCAGAACAACAGGACCCUGCAGAGGUGGCUCGCACCAAGUAUCUAUCCGUAUACUCUUCAAGAAACAAGUGAUGGAGUAUCGUGGAUCGUGUCGAACUUAUCCAAACGCUUCGGAGUGGGUAUGCUUUAUGAUAGGACGCUUUGCGAUAAGGCUGGGGGGCCUUGUGAAAUGAAGCUAUGCUACAAACGCAGCGGCACAUCAUGGGCACCCGUCGCCAUCGAAUCUUUACCCUCCAUACAGAUUAGGCUCCCUGAUCCCUCGUCUGUCUCAUUUGAUCGCAGUAUACUGAUAUCAAACAUGUAUGUUAUGGUAACUGUAUCGGGUAGUAACUUAAAAGAAAAAGAUCGCCUCGCUAUUAAUACCGGGAUAGUGUGUGAUGCUGGGGCGGUGACGGCCGCAGUGCUUGUGGGAAAGCCCUCUGUUGAUGAAAAUGGAACUCAAUGGCGUGGUGUCCUCCGUCUUCUCGAUGGUGGGGCGAAUACCUAUACCGUGUGUUACACACGAGAGUCAGGUACCACAUCUGAGAUCAACAACAUAAAAUUUCCAGGGUCGUCCAGUUCCAACAUUAAUAUCCUCCCUAGCCCGCUCUACGCAGUAUAUAGCAAGCAAAACUUUACUUCACUCCAUUAUGCUAUCACACGAUACGAGGAGAUGAUUAUUGCAGGGUCCUUUAAGGAUGACGGCAGUGAAAUAGUCCCUCUGACGAAUGCACAACUCAUCCAUGCGGACUCAGCGAGGGCUGAGUGCAACUACGAUUCCUUCCCGAAAGGCAUCAAACAAGCUGCCCCGUUUCCAGUCAUUGAGAAUUUUACUGAAACCACUCCUGGGUCAGGCGUAUUCCAAGGCCGUUUGAUGAUAGAGCAGGAUGUUUACAUGUUAUGCAUGAACACUUCGAAGGGGUUGUUCCGCGUAGAUGGCUUCCCACCGAAUGAGCCAGCCAAAGCAAGUACGGCCGUGAGCCGGUCUGCAGCCCUUCGUGAGCAUAUGAGUGCACCUAAAGAUACUAUAGCUAUCGGUAACGAAAUCCCGAACAACUAUGACGUGUUUCCAAAUGAACCUAUGGUGGGGCAGCAAGUUCAGUUUAAUUUUUACGCCCCGCUUACACCCUCGACAACCAGAAAACCGUUUGCUGUGGGAGACGCCGUACAGAUUAUUGAUGGAAACCUAUUCGACUGCGGCUUCCGGAACACCACCAUCUUUUCUGAAGGCCUUGUGAAAUCUAUCAUGAGCACGAACGACCGAUUCACCGCUUUAGCCGAGCUGAUUCUCCCAGAUGUUCUCACCAACAGCGCUGGUCUACGUUUAGCAAAUAAACCACAUAGCUUAACAGUAUGUUACCGGAAACAAUCCGGGACAUUCGCUACGGUGCCACGUCCUAGCACAACGGUGGAUCGGAACCUACACGUUAAGGAGACAAUACCCGUGCAAUGGUACUCAAACCCAAUGCAAUUACAGGACGGCGCUUCGGCUAGCAUCAGUUUUGUUGGUAACAACGACUAUCCAGAGUAUUUAAGUGCGGAAGACAGCGCCUUUUUGGUGCGCGCUCACGAUACGAACAAACUGUCAACAAACUCGGAGUUCUGUAGGACCGGUACCCCAGUACUGAGCUCUAUAGUCAUACAAAAGGAUGGCAUCAAUACUGUCUGGCACAUCACUUCAGGUAAACUUGAGGAAGGAAAUUAUGUUGUGUGUUACAUUGCCGCGAGAAACGGGAAACCACUCUAUGUCCACUCACCGGAGCUCUUGGUUGUGUACCCGCUUCAGUCACCAACCGGCGCCUACUCGAACCAUCACUCGCAAAGCGAUGAUCUUAAUGCAUACCGUGGUGAGCGCUUCUACAUCUUCUUUAAGACAUCUGAGGAACUUCAGGUAGUUCUUGAUGAUGGACUCACACCGGCAUCUAAGCUUGUGGGGCGUGAUGUGGUGCGCAUCUCGCCGCAUCGCAACUGUAGUGCUCCCCUUCAAAGUGACAGGGUCGCUGCGAUCCCAUCUUCCUUCGGGUACAAGCCACUGGAUACAAUUAUGACCAACUUGGGAGUGCCCGUCCCAUACAUUCACCUCAGAGUGCGAGCGGAGUCGGGGACUUACUUUGUUUGUAUGCAGCGCACAGGCCGGGAACCUUGGCAGGCGUAUUACACCAGCAGCCUAGUGGGAAGUGAUGUCCAUCCCGCGGUGCUAACCAUCACCAAUUCGCCCGUUACACAAUUUACGACUACGCCAGUGUCACCUCGUGUUCUUGUGAAGCGAACCAAGGUCCAUUUCUCAUUCUCAUCUGAAUAUACGUUGAAUAACUUUAAACAAUUUUUUUUCGUUCCUUUCGAGAAAAAUUUGAUAUCGACAGAGGAUGAGAUUAGCCAUGAUAACUGCUAUCGCCCCCCUACGCGCAGUGAGGCCGCCUCCGAGACUGUAGUAUUGUUGAACAAUAGCUUACAGGUUAAUUUCGAGACAAUGGAUCUCGACUGGAGUUUCACGGACGCCGGAACCUAUUUACUCUGCUUCCAACUGGUUAAUCAGUCAACUGUUGCAUCGGUUUUCCCCUCUACGCUCACAGUUCUAAAUCCGUCACCAAUUUUCUACGAAGUGAAACCCAUUAUUUCUAAAGGGAUCGCCUUCAGCAUGUCUAUCGCAGCGCUAGAUCCCAUAUUCGAUCACGACAAAAAUCGUAUGGAUAUUUAUGUGUUACCAAGUGAUGCUGACAUUGAGGCCUUGCCCAGCUGUGUGGGAGCAAAUCCACCGAGUGGAGGGGGUGUAACAUCAUUCACAAACUUCAAGAACGCAAGAAGCAGCUACGCUUCUGUGGAACCUAUCAUCAAUGACUCGGGUUAUUUCUUUGUUUGUUUUCUCACCUAUGAUCAGUCGAUGGCUUUCCCUGUACCCAAUCACGCUGGAUAUUUUUCGUUUUCUGUUGGCAUUACAGGAGCGCAGAAAUAUGAAGUUCAUCCGCCAAAUCCGUAUCUUGGUCAGAUUUUAAAUAUUAAUAUCAAGGGAAACUUGCUGAGUGAUAAGGAUCACGUUAAAAUAGUUCGUGUUUUCCCCAAGGAAUUGGCCGCGUUGGCUUAUUCACUGGAGGACACGGUGGGGUCAAGUUACGAAGUAGAAUGCUCGGCGUCGUCAAUAAAUGCGGACGCAAAUGCCCCCCCAGGGGACACAGAAGGCUCUGCGGUGGUGAGCAGCAGUAGCAUCGUGGGAUUCUACUAUCCUCGUGUGAACGCGACCGGGAAGUACGUGUUGUGCUAUCAGAGUUUUCCUCUGAAUAAUGUGUGGAGUUUGGUCGAUAAUCCAGGGUUAUUCACUGUGGGUGAGGCACAUCCAUCGGGUUAUUUGCUACAGCCGGACCCUAUGUACAAGACUCAGAUUGUGAAGCUUAUUGUGCAGGAUUCGGUUGGCUUACUGCAGGCCCAGGAUCGCCUGAAGCUUGUAUCGAGUUCUGACUCGGACAGCCCAAGAUUUAAAUGCAAUGACAACGCCCCAUCGAGCAGCGACGUUGUUGUUAUCGAGUUUGUCGCCUCUGAGAGCACGAAGGACGCGUCCGUCUAUCGUGUCUGUGGGAGGAGUUCAAUAAGCGUGGUCGUGUGUUAUCAGCUAGCAGGCACCAACUCAUGGGCCGAGGUUCCACGACUCUCCCCGCCCCCGAACUAUGUCUUUUCACCUAUAAUAUUUCUAAAAGACCCAUUUGUGGGUCCUUCUCUGAUCCCCAACCAGGACUAUACUCCUCGACCGUAUGAACCUUUUUCUUUCACAUUUACAAGUCUUUCUGCCUCUGAGGAGGUAACACAUGUGGGAUUCUCACUGGGAUCGCUAGAGCCGUGUACACCGAAUGUGGUCUAUGUUACUCCUUCGUACUACAAUAAGAAAUCAUCUACCAGCAACGUUUUUACCGUUGCUCUGAAUGCGGCUAGUAGCUACACGCUGCACCUUGGGAUGAGUGGUAAUGUGUUGGAUCCAAACAUAACCAAGACAAGCAGUCUGGUUGUCGGACCUUGUGAACCGUGUGGUGUGGUGCCACCUUACGCGUUCCUGGAUCAGGAGGUGAGUCUUACGUUCACGAGUUCAGAUAAGGGUCUUUCUGAGGGGGAUGCGUUACGCUUGAUUCCCAGGUCACAGGAUCUAUCCGAUUUACCAUGCGAGAACCCGCAAGGUCCUUACAAAUCGACAACUUUUAGUCCGACUUCAGUUGUAUCUGACGGCAGUUCGACCAGCUUCACGGUCUACACUGGCAAGCCUGAGGAUUUCAGUAGCUACCUCGGGGAGUAUCAUUUAUGCUAUCGCAAGGGUAACAGUGGCCCAGUAAAAGGAAAUUUUGCCAUUAUUUCUGACGAUGCAGGCCUGAAAGCGAUCUUUUCCAUUUAUCCUAUCGACUUCGUCAGGCUCCGGGAUGUUUGCCCCAAUGGGGAUAAUGUGUAUGCACUCGAGACGGUCGUGUUCAAUCUGACCGUGCUCGAUGAGCAUAAGUACCCGCACGCGGCCUUUGGCCCAAAGGAUAAGUUUCAACUUGUUCCACUAGCUGAUGCGUCGAAUAUAUUGUGUGAAGAUGUGAAUAGCAUCUCAACGCAGCCCGAUGCUGGCGAUCCUGGGGUUGUGUUGCCAAGAAUGGAUUCUUACGGCACUGCGUACUCUAACUGGUAUGCCACCAUGCCCGCUAUCCAACAUAGCACGUCAUAUUUAUUAUGCUUUAAGCUAGAGUAUGAUACCACCUUUCGGAGCGUGUCAACUACGAAGCUGACGGUGCAGUCUGCGAACCCAUACACUAUUUACACGACGCCAAGUGUUAUCUUACCUGAAUCGAUUAAUGCUACAAUCAAUGUGGUAGGCAUUGGGAUGCUUGCGACAGAUAACACAUACCUCGUGAGCAAUUCGGAAUCCUGUGCAGAAACCUGCUACCUCUCGCUUCAGCCAACUGAGUGGGACGGUGGACCGAAGAGGGUGACCUUCACCAAGGAAUACAUCAACUCUACGUUGCUCCGCAUUACCUUUAGUGGCCCUAUACAAGAUGUCGUGACUCUUGGUGUGUGCUACCGGCGAGCUGGGUAUCUACUAACUCGUGUCGGCAACGUGCACGUGGGGGAGCCUAAUCCAACAUUAUGGGUGACUAACUUUGUUCCGCGGAUCGGCACCCGGCCAACCAUCACAUUCAGCGGCAAAGAUCUUACAAAGGAAGACCGUGUUAUGAUUGUUCGGCUUGGUGACACAUGCUAUGAGGGUGCUGCUGUCGCUAAUGCGGUUUUCCUCUCCGUAGACAGCCUCACGCACCUAACUACGUCUUUUUACUUAACCCUUAUAGAUGUGGUAGUGGAAAAAUACACCAUAUGUUACUUUGUUUCUACGGUAGGUUCCUAUGUAGAAAUGAAAGAACCCUUCUCCGUACUGCCGGGUGGGCCCAAUGUCUUUACUACGAGCAACACACUUAUGCAGUGGCGUGCCACUGUUGUGUCUGUUAAGCCGGAUUCCAAUACAAACCCAUACACCCCGCAAGUCAACGACGAGGCAUAUAUUACGAAUGAGAAACAAAGUUGUUUUGAUGAGGUACACGCGACAGUGCCCUACGGCACCCCUUACGCAAAGCUCACAAAUCCUUUGGAACCGUUGCGUAUCCGUGUAGGCUUCAACACGGAUGGCACAUAUAUUGUAUGCUACAAGCUCGCGGACAGCGGUUAUGCGCGUGUAGGCUCAAAUCUCAUCCUUAAACCAGUCUUGAGCUCGCCUACUACUGUUGUGCGCUUUCCGAUUCUGACUUACCAAGGCCAACGACUGGCAUAUAACUUUACGGGUUACACUGAGAACGAUCCCAUUGAGGAAAGGGAUGAGGUCAUGCUCGUGGAGAGGGCCCGUGGCUGCUGGGACACACCUGAUAUGGAUCCUGACCGAAUAUUGGUGAGUUCUUCCCCGCUCGUCCGCAUUCAGAAAGACCAGAAAUCACUUGGUGAGUGGCGGGCACACGUCCCUUCACUGGGGCCUGACGUCCCGAAAGGUCUGAAGUUUCCAUGUGAGUACAUCCUGUGCUACCGCGCGGGAAGCCAGGAAGAGUACAUCCCUGUUCCCACACCUGUUGGUUUACUACUUCAGCCCUCUGACGCCGAAUCCGUCGCUGUUACCGACACUGAGAAUGUUCUUUAUGCUGCAGAUCCACCCACAUACUCAACACAGCCGGCUACCGUCAGGGUUGGCAUGAGUGACGUUCGUGUCUCCUUUCCCAGAGCACAAGUCGGCGAUAUGGCCUAUGCAGUGUGGUUCGAAAUACUGACAAACGAGGUUUGCACCUCCGAAUCGACUUUGAUAUCUUCGGAGGCCAGCGCUUAUCCAAAGUAUGGUCUAAGUCUGCCAGGUAACCUUCGCGCGGGUGAUAACCACGUGGCAUUAUGCUACAUCAAAACUGGUGGUUCGGUUGCGGAGGUGCCUCAGACGCUGUCCAUCUCAACGGGGAACCCAAGCAGCUAUAAAAUGAAUACUGUUACGCCUUUAGCUGGGUUUGAGCGAGAGUACAUUGCCUUUACCAUUUUUGGCGAAGGACUAAAUGCACAAAAGGAUGCGGUAGUGUUUUCUGAGGUCUCAUGUGGUACGGCACCGAAGCCACUCAAAUCAACGCCUGCAUUAGCUCGAAUGGGUGAGAUGGAGACCAUUCCGACCGGUGUAAAAUUUGUAGCUCAGUUCAGAUCGAGUAGGGUCGCAUUACGUGUGUAUCUGUGCUACGAGCUGGAUAGUAUUUGGCGUGAGGUGGGCAGCCCCUUCUUGCUACAGAUCUCAAACCUGUCAACGGCACAACUUGAGACUUUCAACGGAAACGGCUCCCCACGUGCUGGGCAACACCUGAGCAUCACACUAGCAAGCAGUGUGUUAAUCACGCUUGACGAGGCCGCUGUACUCGCCGUGUCCACUCCCACAGGAUCCGGGACAUGGUGCCAUAAUUUCACUCAAGACGACAUUCAGGAGCCAGACCUCAUCAUGAGCGCCCCUCUGCUAGAGGUUCCGGUGUGGCAGUACACGGGGGCCUCACGUUUGUGUCUGAAAGUUUCAAAGGAUGCUCCAUGGAUGGACAUUGCAUCCACAGUCGAUGGAAUUGGGCUGACAGAAGUGCUCGAAGCGAAUCCUUCGAGGAUGGAAGUCUUUCCCAACCCGCCUCGAGUCGGGCAGCAGGUAACGCUGACAUUCCAUCUUGUUGUCCCAAGCGCAAAGGGUGAUAUGAUACGCAUCCCCUCUCCGGGAUACCGGAAAUCGUGCGACACCGCAACUAGUGUGGUUGGGUUUCUGAACGCGAUACCUGUUAUGAUUGUGGACGGGUCCACGACACGCGUGACGUUGGAGGACUCAACGGACGCGCUUGCGUACCGUAGUUUCAACACCACUGGGACCUAUCUCGUGUGUUACUACAGCGCGCUGGAGGCUGCUUGGGGCGUUGUGGGCGGCACGUUCCAAGCAGGUACUAUAAACGUGCAAAACCAGGUGCCUCAGCGUUGGGAGCUCGAGAGCGGGGCCCUCGUUCAGUUCCAAAGCUUCACACUUCGCUUCGAAGAUGAGUUUGGACGGCUUAACGCAUCCGGCGGUGACCUUGCGUGGGCGGCUCCGUCUGGACAGAGCUGCGGGGUUGACCCACAUUCCUGUGCCCAGUGCAUUCUGUUCGACAUGAAUGCAGACGUCAGCACAUCAAAAAGCGUUGUGACGAAGCCGAUGGCAUCUAACAUUGUCGACAACUUCAACGUGUGCUACCGCCUCGCUGGGAGUACGGCAUCUAUGAUGGAGAAUCCAAUUGAAAUUAACGCUGGUCCAAUUCAAUGCAUCAAAAACACUACCAUGACAGCCGGUAUGCGCCAAGUCGUCACUUUCAUGAUUGGUAAUGGUGUGGACGUGGAGCAAGAUACGUGGGGUGUGUCUUUUUAUCAAACUAGCAUGAGGGAGUGCCAGAGCCACUACGUGCCGAGUUUUCUUCCCGAGAUGGUUAAAAGGGGCACUACCACCGCUACCACCGUUUCCUACAUCGUCAACUGGCCUUUGGAUCUUGUUGAGGAUAGGUAUAGGAUUUGCUACCACCAUAACAACAUGUUCACGCCGGUAUGCACAUGCGAACAGAUUAAUUCUAAGAAUGGAGAGUGUUACAUUACCAUGCAGACAUCUAUAGAAAAAUUUACAGUCGCACCGGACCCGAGUUAUGUUGGACAGACGAUUGGACUUACAUUAACCCUUGCCACUGACCGUGCUAUGUACCCUCCAACGAAUGUAAAGUUUGUUCGUUAUGUAGAUAGAUUGACAUCGUGCGAUGAGGCAGCGACCUUUGAUCCACAAGGCGUCUUGAGGAAAGUCAAAGAUACGGUGUAUCAGUACGUUUUUAAGCAUGACUACACGCUAGAUCCAGGUGGUUUCCUGGUGUGCGUAUUGACGAGUUUAUCCACAGAUUACGUCCGCAUUGCAAGUAAUUCCAAGGAUAAACAUCAUGACAACUUGCUCUGGAUUCGCCCUUACUUCAAAUUAGCUACAUUUCCAUCGAAAUCGGAGUACCUGCGUGCGAUGCAGACACUAGACCUGCGCUUUACACACCAAUCGAAAUUACCAGAUGACGUUGUCAGUCUUGGUGAUAGCUUUACCUUCGUUUCUGACCCCAAAUAUUGCACUAACGAGUAUAUUAACCAUCAGGACCCAAGCAAGGAGUUGAAAAAGUUUUACCUUGACGACACUGCCUUCCGCAGUAUCCCGGCGCCGGUCAGGAGCACGGAUAGUCAAAAGUUUGAAUCUGGCACGUUUUUGACUUUCAACGAAGGGGGUGUUGGCACUCAGUACUUGUGCUAUAGGCUAGUCACCGGCACGUGGGCUCCGGUGCUUCCAGCGUUGAGCAUCCAGCCUGCCAUGACAAAGGCCAGCGAGUGUGUUAUGAUGCUAGAUUCAGAGCAAGAAAAGGGUGACGUUGCUGAUAGUUCUGCACGUGCGAUGCAGUUCAUACGGACUACCAUCAAAGGAACAGCGGACUUUGCGAAACUAUACACCAAAUUUGACGCCAUUCGCAUCGUACCUCAGGACUACGCAUGCAUCAACGACACUGCUGUCGUUUUUCUAUCAUCUGAGACGUAUCCCCAACCCUCAACCAACUUUGACGUCUCUGUUGUUACCUUCACUGAGGAGCCGGGAGUGUAUAAAGUGUGCUACCGCAUUGGAGGCCCAGCCAGCGACUUCGCGAGCUGGAGCCCAAUUUGCCAAGAUAUCACAUUUUCAACUCCUAGCCCGACGGCUAACUUCUCAGGUUGCUUGAUUGAAGGCCAAAGUCUAGACGUCACCACUACCCAUCGUGAUGGCUUUACCUUUGAUGCUGAUGACAGGGUUCGAUACGUUGCAGGCGGCGAGCUCUGCCUGCACGCGGACGGCUCGUCGGCUCGUCCGCUGUCAACGAUCACCCUCAACGACGUAGCACAAGCAGUGGAUGGGUUCAGACUAGGUCCAGAUGCAAUGGGAAAAACCAGCGUAUCUCUACCUUAUGCGCUCCUGGGGUCUCAAACAAACAGCUUUACUCUGUGCUACCGAGACGCCGGAGGGCAUGAGUUCGCGAUUCCGAUCAACCAUGCGAUUAAACCAAGGGCGUGGAUUUUCCCAUUGCAAGAGCAGCAACCGAGCUUCAUAUUAGUGAACCCGUCUAAUGCGCAGCUUGGCCAGCGUAUCGUGCUAAAUUUUACAGCCUCAAGUGAUGCCACAACGCCGGGGUUAACACCUUAUGGUCUCUUACCCGAGUUCCCCGUUCCAGGCCCAGCAUUCAAUGGUACCUUCGAUGCGGCCACACUAUUGCUUUUGGAAGACGGUGUGGCGUAUCGUGAGGGCCGCUGUGCGGCAGCAGCCCGCGACAAUGUGCUGGAGCUCUACGGCGUCUAUGGCGCUAACUCCAAGCCUCCUUAUACCGUGGCUGUUUACGACGCAAAGAUUGGGGGCAAACGAUACAUUGCUUGCUAUUGCCUAGCGUCAUGUAGAGCAGUGGACAUCGGGAGGGUACUUAAUAUUUUACCUUAUAACCCUGCGCGUACUUAUACCACACCAAGCAAGCCGCGUCAAGGCCAAGUGAUAGAGGUACACUUCACUCGCGAUAGCACGACACCCGACUCCGCGUUUCUUACCCCCAGCCAGGACCUUGCUACAAUACAAACAAGCUUAGAAUCGUGCUGGUCGCUAGGUACAGAUGCAGGAACUGUGGUAUUGGGAACCCCUUCUGAGGUCUACUUUACGGCGAUCUUCCCUGCUCAAGCACCAGCGCAAUCAAGGACGCUCAUAACGCGAAUCUGUUAUCGUUUAAUCAAAGGAACAUGGUCGGAGGUGCCGGGUGGAGAGGCUUCAGUGCUGCCGGCGAACCCAUCCGCGUUCGAAAUCGAUCCGGAGAUUCCUCGGCAGAGUAAGCUCAAUACGAUCCGCUUCAUUGGUUCGGGCCUCAGUCUUGGCGAUCAUGUGAAGAUAAUUCCACUUUCUGUUUCAUGCAAUGAUACGUCGAGGCCACCGGCUGACUUUGUGGCAUACGAUACUGCUCUGAAACCGCUGAAUGGGACCAAAAGCGGCUGGCAGGUAACAGCCAUAAGUAUGGACAGCACCAUGACGGGACUCAACAUCUCAACGGAUACACAGGGCGAGUAUAGCGUGUGCUAUAGACUCAAGGAUGAUACAGUUUGGACGUUGAUGCACGGCAGCUUGCAUAUUUACAUGCGAAACCCUAGUAUGAUGACACAGACACCUGUCAUGACUCUGGAGGGGGAGAUGUUCACACUGAACUUUACUAACACCCUAAGCGACAUCAUUAAGCCCUUCAGAGCUGUCUCCGUCUCUCCCAACGCCAAGGAUCGGGUUGCCGUAUACUUUGGCGAGAAGGUGAGCUGCAUUGCUCCAGAUGGUACCUCCAUCAUCGAAACUGGCCCAUCACGAAUCGAUUUACUGACCCAAAGUAUCGCCUUUCAGCUGGUUAUCACGAAUCGAGGGAGUUACACGGUGUGUUACUUGGAUUUCCUUGGCUCUUCGUCCCUUGCGGAGGUUGACAAGUACAGCCCUACCUGGGGCUUUGCGCCCAUCGUCGUUGGUCCUAAUCCCAAAGGAGUAGCGCUAUUUCCACCUGUUGACGCGCCAGUGGCGGACUAUAACCCGCAGAAGCUGAUUUCGCUCGUAUUUAGUGGUUUUGGUUUAUCCUCUUUGAGUGAUAAUUUGGAUGAAGUGCGCCUCGUCGAUGCCAGUUUGCCGUACUCGCACGAGUCCUGCUUUAAUCACAUCACUCCGACUGAGCUGCACCUCUACAAGCUCAUUGCGAAUGGUAGUCAUGCCGUUCAGGUAUUGUCCUGGAUCAAACCAAAGAAACUCGAUACUUUGAAUGCUGAUGCCACUCCCAGCUCGCGCUACUGGAUUUGCUAUAAAUUGUAUGGUGGGUUGUACCACAUUGUUGGCUCGACUCUUCUGAAGGUCUUCGGCACGGCGAGUCCAAGUGCGGCUAAUCCAUCCAAGCCUACCUCAGACAUCGCGAUCGGUGAGGCCGUGAAUUGGACUUUACUGGAAAACAGGGCGUGCGCGCGGGGGGAUGUGCUGUACUACAGCGCUAGUGGGUGCAAUGAUAGGCCUUACUAUGACAUGCCCCCGUUGGCAAGUGGGCAGGAUCUCUUAUCAUUAUUUCCAUGGGGUGCGUCUUGGGUGGACUGCAGCGUCCCCCAGACGUCUGUGCGGGUGUCAUAUACGGCUGGAUCGCCCACCAACGAGGAUCCUUAUGCGCUCCACACCGCUGAAGCUCAGGGCUAUCCGAAGCUAUCCUUGUGCUAUUACCACAAUGCUUCUCAUCAAGGAUUCAUAUCUAGCGUUACCAUUCUGGGGCUUGACACGAUAUCUAUCAACGACGGGGUGCCACCCGUCUUACCCCAUCCUCUUACUGGAAUUCAGGCAGGGCGUAUAUUUUCUUUCGAACUGGAUGUGCAGCCGGAGUCUGACUUCUUAGUGUUGACAGCAACAGCCGAAAAGUGCUCGGAUAUGGGGACACCUCCAGAGGAUGCGGCGCUCUUCAUGACUAUGACGUACAACAAAACUCAGCACCGCCUCGUCGUCACAACGGCUGUGCCAGCCGCAGGAACGUACUACAUUUGUUAUUCUCACCGCAUCAAGGAAUGUGAGCUUCGCUAUGGCAGGGACUGUGCGCGCGUUGUUGGAGAGAUUCGUGCGACCGCUGCUAAUCCUGUGGGUUGGAAGGCAGACUCGGCUCCAGUCUACACAUCGAUGUUUCUCAACAUCAUGUUAGUGUCUGAUAAGGCGUUACCGCAGGAGGGCGCGUCACUGUGGAUGCGACAACUACCAGAUGGGGCGAGUCAUAGAAAUGGUGCUCCUACGAUGGCGGACGUCGCUGCCAGAUGCCUGGAGUCUCACACAGGUGACUCUGGUGGCGGACCAGCACAGGUCACAUUCACGUUUAAGCGCGAAACUGGCAAGUGGAAGAGUACGGAGCCUAUUAAAUAUGCUGGACCAUACGCGUUGUGCUAUAAAGAUGUCCCGAUCGAUGAAAUGGACAACAUUAGCGCUUUAGUUGAAUCAUCAAGCUUUUCCUUUCCCAGAAACGUGCCAACGAUUGCUAUCUUCUAUCCGGUAACGAAUGCAGGGCCAGUGGUGAAGCCGAGCCGCGUUAGCAAUGUUGUGUUCAAAAAGCCGCCGGUCGUGGGCGGAGAUACGGUGUCUCAUGUUCUCCUGAUUGGUUCUGGCCUUUCACAGGACGAUAUAGUUGUGGCCGUUGGAGUACCCUUCUAUUCUUUGUUGUCAACUUCAGAUACUUUGAAGAUUCCGUUAGACAUAUGCACCAACACCCGCUAUACCCCACGUGUUCCAGGUAUCUCUGUCUUAUCUAACACCGUUUAUGACCCGAGCAGUAUGAGCCAGAUGCUGUACGCAUUUACUUUCCAGAUAACAGGAGGUUAUAUGCUGUGCUAUACAUCGGCAGAUGCGCGCCGUGUCCAGCAACAUGGGAUCCCGAUUACACCUGACGGUUUUGCGGUGGCUCCUACGGUGACGCGUGUGACAGUAAUAGGCGGCGUGGGUCUCGUGAAAGUGCCGAUGGAUUUACUGAUUAAUGGCAACGGCCUCAGAGAUACCGAUCUCGCCGCUCUUGCGUUGAUUCCUUCCCACCCCAAAGCACGUCACAUCGUUACCCUUGACAUCCCCAACGUGUGCGACUCUGACAAGCUUAUCUUUACUACUCCCGUGAGUGCCAACAAGGACGGCAAGACCGCCACCUACAGAUUUACCCCUUCCGUCGAGGGUGACCAUGUGGUCUGCUAUAAAGUUCAACCCGGUGGAGGCAUCCUCGCAGGGCCGCAGGAGCUGCCUGGGGUGAUUGCUGUUGGUGUGGAUUCCGCGGUGGAGGCUGUCUUUAUUAUACAGCCGGACUUAUGCCAAACAUUUCUGGCGUGUAAGGUACAACCUAAGGUGGAGUUACAGGACAAAAAAGGCGAGCCUGUGGCCUCACCAGGUGCGAACGUGCAAAUGGCGCUCGCCUUUGCUGAGACAGGUAAGCUGACUCCGGAAAGCUAUCUAUUAGGAGGAGGUAUAUUCAUCAAUGAAAAGAACACAAGUUUCAACUUUGUAGCCCUGAGCAUCUCUACCAAAGGGAAAUACUAUAUGACCGCGGAGUUUACCUUGAUGGGGAAUCAUUCUCUGAGAGUAAAUUCACUUCCUUUCACCGUUGAAGAUAGCCACGUCGACGUCCGCAGCAUUGCGGUGGUGGUUUGCCUCCCAUUUGGCAUCAAUCCUGACCGUGAAAGUCCAAUCCAUUGUACGUGUGAAAGUCUGUCAUCGUUUUUCAUACCAAAGAAUUACAGCAUUAGUGUAAGUGCUGGCACUGCAACUGCAUGUAUUGCGAGCGGGAAAACCCCCAAGGGCCUCUCAUAUUGUACCUUUAAUGUAACUCCACCUCAAAAUACUGGGGGUGCGGGAAUGCCGGUUAACUACCUCGUCGUUGAGGUUAGAAAUAUUGAACCAUACAUCCGUUGGCCUGUUAGUAACUCCCCCAUUGUUGUGCGUCUUCCGAGUAUUCCUGAUCAAUGUACGACUUUAUCAUGUACGAAGUCUCUAUCUAUGACGGAUCAUAUGCAACUGCCUACUGACUAUGUCCGCGCAGGAGACACCCUUAACUGCACAGUACAGGGUUGUGCAGUGGUUGACAAUAUCACCACCAAUGUCGUCGUCCCAGUUUCUAAUCUACGCGUCACUCACACUUACUUCUCUGAUGGCAUGAUCAAAACUGACCCCAUCGAUAUCGGUGCAUUCCCAGGUGACCCUAAUGGGCUUUAUUCGUUCAGCUUUACUGUAGGAUCAGCACUAAAGAUCUCAGUGAAUGGCUCGAUUUUGCCGAGUUCAAGCUACGAGGGCCACGAUGUGUCAGAAAGCAGCGUUACCAUGACCGGAAGCCCUCAGGUCCGGACAAUUCUUGGUGUGCCCACUGCAAGGGACUCCAGGAUAUCGUGUAAGUCCAAUACGUCGAGUUCUAGAGAAUGGUUUUUACCCUCAGAGGCGAUGAAUUGCGUGGUGCAACUUGCGGAUCACAGUGGUCGUGUAAACGGCAUUGGAACUGACUUGGAGGUGUUGAUGCCACAGGGUGGUACUGCUACCACAAUAAACCCCACGAUCGCCAGCACGGAACUCACUAUUGCGGUAACUGCACCGGAGUCGACCCCUACACAGAUCGCUUCUAUGCUUGAUGAAAGUAAGUUGCAUGGUACUAUCACUCGCCAUUCAGCAUUCUCACUUAUAAGUGCUUAUGACUUUCGGUUUGAAAUCCAGGUCAACUUCAGACCUGCGAAAGGGAUGACAUUAGGUUCUUAUACGGGCAAGCUUGUUUACGUUAGAGCCAUGACAGACCCCUUGCCGGAAUUCAUCGCGGGUGCAAGAGCUUCAAUAGAUUUAGUCGGCUCAGGUCUUCUUACCACGCACAGUUACGAGAUUGCAGGCACCUCGACUUGCGAUCCCGGAUCUUCGGGCCUCCAGAAAGCCACUGCAUCGGUGGUUAGUAGUCCCACGCAGGCAACAAGACUGAGUUUCACGGUUCCCAAGGGAAUGACAUUUUACUUAUGUGUUGGAACACAAGACUUACCAGACUAUUUGCGGCUGCUGACACCCCACGCGUUCAUAAUUUCCGGGGGCCAACAUAGUGAUUGGACGCGAGAUGGCUUAAUUCUUCUCAUUAUUGGUAUCAUUUUCCUAGUGAUCCUGUUGCUGCUGCUGGUAGUACUUCUUUACUGCAUUUUUUGCGUAAAUAGAGGAUUUGUCGGGCGCCACCGCUAUGCCCGAGAGGUCUGCCCGCGAUCCACAGUGUAUAUACCUCCAAUGGCGAAUGAUCGAUUUUUAUGGCGUGAAAACUCCAUUCCUGUUCUACUCACGACUUCGCAAUCUAACACAGAGGGUGUUAAUCAUGCGCACACUGCAGCAGCCGCGCCCUCUGACGACCCGCCAAACAUCCUCGUAACUACUGAAAGAACGAUGAAAGACCAUCAUCGCCAGAAGAACAUGGACCCCACGUUGCCACUUCCGUCACCCGUUAGCAUUUUAGCACAGGAUAUGCUUAAGCAUCACACACCUUACACAGCGACAGCGACGACAAACUCAACAUCCAGCAAUACAAUGCUACGAAGCAAGGACGACGUGUUAGAAGCAGUAGGAGAUGCCGUGAAGUACCGAGCAAGGAGUAAAAAACACGAUUCCCAGUCUCGCAACCAUAGUGAAGGCAGUAAAAGGAAGAAUCGUGAUCACGUCGAUAAACAUGGCAGAACAUCUAGCAACAUAAGGCGCACCAUCACACCAGAUAUAUAUCCUUCCCCUCAACCUGACAUAAAGUUAGGAGGAAAUCAAUUAACAAGCUCAAGAUCACCUGAACCGAAGAAUAGGAUUCUUUCCGCCCCAGAUGACCCCAUGACACUGCGGCACACAAGUAGUCAAGAAAAGCGCCUUAUAAACUUAGGUCAAACUGAGGAUCAUAACAUUCGCCGCAAAUCACAAUCUUCUAACACGCCAAUAAUACCGUUACCUGAAUCUGCGGGAAAAUUAACACCAGGAGGACCUGUGGUAGCAGACAAACAACAGCAUGAUAAGGGACAUGAUACAGUGGGUGCAAUGCUGGAACCAUUUGUCGUAUCUGGACAUACAUCACGGCCCAUGAUAAAUCCACACGGCGAUCAAAAGAGAAUUAAAGAAGGGAAAAAAAUAUAA